AUGUCAGGCUCAGCUGGCACGCUUUCCCUUUCCCUUCCCUUUGUUUAUCGAUCGUCACAUGUUUCGAAGGCGGUAGUUUUAAAGAUGGCUACCACACGUGCAGUACCCGCUGACUCGACCCCGGCAGAACCCUUAAUUGUGACGCUCACAGGAGAUGAAGACAAUGAGACUGACAGGACUUUCGUGUUUACAAACGAGGGCCACACUCUGGGCAAUGCCCUCAGGAGCAUAAUUGCUCGAUACCCUGAUGUUUUGUUCUGCGGCUACACGGUACCUCACCCCGCAGAGGCAAAAAUGAAUUUGAGGAUUCAGGCUUUCCAGACGCCCGCGUUGGACAUCCUGAAGAGGGCUUUGACGGACCUCUCUCAAGUUUGUGACCACGUGAAAAAAACAUUCACGGAACGAGUCACAGAAUUCAAACAAUCCAAUGGUGAGGCAAUGGAGAUGGGAUAGCUAUUCAUUUUUUACAACUUUAUUAAUUUUUUAUCAAUUUAAAGCAACUUUCCAUGUAAAUAAUAAAAAUUAUAUGUCACUACAAA
This is a messenger RNA of Cloeon dipterum, 539 nucleotides long. RefSeq names its product RNA polymerases I and III subunit AC2 l(2)37Cg (gene l(2)37Cg). The coding region runs from base 1 to 453 and encodes 150 amino acids. Gene Ontology annotation, molecular function: DNA binding; protein dimerization activity. The record is from RefSeq and is a predicted model, not a curated record. The transcript is spliced from 4 exons. Gene Ontology annotation, cellular component: RNA polymerase I complex; RNA polymerase III complex. Gene Ontology annotation, biological process: DNA-templated transcription. Lineage: Eukaryota; Metazoa; Arthropoda; Insecta; Ephemeroptera; Baetidae.